Messenger RNA from Triticum dicoccoides, 1089 nucleotides. RefSeq lists its product as uncharacterized. NCBI's taxonomy places the organism in Eukaryota, Viridiplantae, Streptophyta, Magnoliopsida, Poales, Poaceae. The coding region runs from base 191 to 916 and encodes 241 amino acids. The transcript is spliced from 3 exons. The record is from RefSeq and is a predicted model, not a curated record.
UUCGGGUCGGGACAAUUCAAAAGACCAAAUCAGACCGUUGGAGCCUCCUCCCCUGCGCCCACCUCUCCUCCCCUUAUUAAAACCUCGUCAUCCACCCGAGGAGAGAGAAUCCACCACGCCACCCACGCCACCGCCGCCGCCGCCGCCGCACCGGAUCCGCCUUUCCUUGCCUUGGUUGGCCGAUCGAUCCAUGGACCGCCGGCCGCCGCUCGCCGUCUCGCCUCGUCGGCUCCGCCCGCGGCCGAGCUACGCCGCCGCCGCCCGCCCGCCCUUGGCGUCCUCCUUCCACAUCCCCUCGCCAGGAUUUAGCAAGAAAGCCCAGACUUCGAUGCGCUCGUCCAUCUGCGCUCUGCCGCCGCCGUCCUACCUCGAGACCAGCCCGCGCCCCAAGCCGGACUUCACUGUUGCGGCAAGAGCUGCGGGGAAGGAGAACCUCUGCUUCAACGACGACGACGAGGAGGCGGCGCCUUUCAACCUCGCCGACACGAGCACGGACGACUGGACAGCGGCGGUGGCGCCGACCAGCCCGCUGUUCGAGAGGGGCAGGCUCUACGACCUCUACUCCGCGCGGCGCAACGAGCGGCUCAAGCGCAAGCACGGCUGGUACGCCGCCGGCGAGGAGGAGGCGGGGGCCAUGGCCGAGGACCCUUGCGUGGCCGUGGAGCUGUCCAAGCGGCGGGGCGCCAAGAAGGCCGCGGCCCCCGAGUCCGCGGUGAGGAGGUCGAUGCCGGCAGCGACAGCAGAGUUCUCGCAGAGCCACAGGGCCGGCGGCGGCCUGAGCGCCAUGAGGUCCUCCCUGAGGAGCAGCAAGGAGAUGAAAAAGCCCUCCGCCGCGUCGUCCUGCGCCACUGCCGCCAAGCCCUCCGCGGCCAAGGGCAGGAGGGUCGGCGCGCAGUCGUCGGUUCGCAGGAUCUGAUGAUGAUCUGUGUGCUGCUGGAAAUGACAUGGUUCUUCUUCCUUGGUUCAUCGUUGGAUGGUUGGGUGUUGAUAAACAGUACUAGUGCUACUAGUGUGGAGUUUGGAACUGGUUUGGGGGCAAUAUAGCUGCGUAUUUGGUUACAUAAUUGAUAAUCCGAUUCGUUGUUUUCU